Lasiodiplodia theobromae is the source of this 1638-nucleotide messenger RNA. Its product is annotated as Zinc finger C2H2-type protein. Gene Ontology annotation, cellular component: nucleus. The coding region runs from base 1 to 1638 and encodes 545 amino acids. The transcript has 2 exons. The record is from RefSeq and is a predicted model, not a curated record. NCBI's taxonomy places the organism in Eukaryota, Fungi, Ascomycota, Dothideomycetes, Botryosphaeriales, Botryosphaeriaceae. Gene Ontology annotation, biological process: regulation of transcription by RNA polymerase II.
AUGGCUGAGACUCUGACACUGCGCAAGAGGGCAGCUCCGCCUUCUGGCACCCCACUGCCUCAGUCUAAGAAGGCUCGUCAAGAUCCUACACCACAAGAGUCUGACGCAGCCUCGAGCUAUUCGCAAUCCGCCUCCGACAGGACUUCUACAGUAGACGAUGAUGCUGCGACCGCCGACACUCCGCCAUCUCCGGCGCCGUCCCAGCCCAAGAAGAAGCCCUUCCGACCGAACAAAUAUCACUGCACUGUGGAUGGCUGCGGAAGGUCUUUCAAUCGCCCAUGUCGCCUCGAGGAACACCUCCGAUCGCAUAACAACGAACGUCCCUUCUCCUGCACAUACGAUGGAUGCGACAAGACCUUCAUUCGCCAGACGCACCUGAAUCGCCAUGUCAGGGAUGAGCACGAGAAUGUUCGAGAGCAUGUUUGCAAUUGGCCGGGCUGUGACAAGACGUUUGCAAAUGCAACCCGGUUGAAGAGACACACUGAAGCCCACGAAAGCAAAUUCCACUGCACCGACUACCCUCCUUGCCGCGAGGUUUUCCGCAAACAUUCUACUUUGCAGAAGCACAUUCGUUCGGCCCACCUGGGCCAGAAGAAAUACCAAUGCCCGCACAUUGAUCCAGACACUGGCAAGCCCUGCGAUCAGGCCUACGACUCUCCUUCAAGUCUGAAGGCUCACGAAGGACGUGUUCAUGGGGGAAUCAAGCACUACUGUACUCAAUGUGCCACUGAUCCUGACAACCCAUUCGAGAGCUCACCCGGCUUUCCGACUUACACAGCCCUGCAGGUCCACGUCAAGGAAGCACAUCCUCCCACGUGCGAACACUGUGACCUUGUUGUGUCCACCUGGAAGCAACUCGAGGCGCAUAUCGAACUCUUUCAUAGCGGCCUCACCCUGGCGGACCGCAAGAAGAAGUUCCCUUGUCCUUAUCCCGAUUGUGAGUCCAGCUUUACGAGGCAAGGGAACCUUAAUAUGCACAUCAGGCAUGCUCACGAGGACGCCGACAAAUGGAUUUGCGGUGAGACGGACAUGAGCAGCAGUAAGAAGGAUCACAUCAAGGAGUGGAAUGGCGAAGGCUGCGGACGCGGUUUCUCUUCCAAAGGUAACCUGGAAGAGCACAUUCAAACGCAACAUCUCGGCAUGAAGGCCACCCGAAAGAAGAAGAAGCCAGCAAAAGACCCCAACGCACCGAAGAAGUCCCGCUCCCGCGAAGCAAAGGUCCCGAUGGCAACCCGUCUCACUGGUAUCGACUACAACGACGCCACUGGUCGCAGAAUUACUUGCUUGUUUGAUGAUUGCGAGAACCGCUUUUACCGCGACUACGAUCUUCAGGUCCAUUUGGAAGCGGUGCAUGGCAUGGAUGGUACAGAGGCGGUGGAAGCUAUCAAAGAACGCGCCGCCGACGAAGGCGGAAACUUCUGGAUUGGCGGUCUGGAUGAAGUUAUGGGACAGCCAAUGGGAGCACACUACGAGUGGGACGAAGAAGAUAUACAAGCACAGCAAGAGCUGGAUCGCAGAGCUGGAAUCUUCAAUGCCGGACCACCGGUGAACGUUCACGCAGCUGGACUCAGUGAUGAGCCACAGCACGGCGAAGUGUACAAUGCUGUCUGGAACUACCUCCAUGACCAGAGCCAGUAG